UACAAGAAACGCUAAAAAGAACAGACUAUUUUGACUCGGAAUCGGAUCGAGUCAACAAGUCGAAAACGCUAUUUGUCGAAUCGCGAAACUAGCGCCAGUGCGCGUUCCAGUAUUAUCAUAUUUCAGUGAUUUCAUGUGCUCCACUCCUAAGUAGGUAAAGUAGGUAAUAGGCUAUUUAAUCCUCUUUGACAAUAGAAUCACUCACUUGGAAUAAUAUUUAAAUAUAUUUGAUCAAGAUGAUUGGGAAGAUUAGUUAACAAGACGAGAAAGAAAACAAAUUAGUAACAAAACUAUUAAAAUAUUUGGUGUUUAGAAAAAAAGGGUAUAACCUCAAGGAGAGGUUGAAAUCGCAAUUUUUGCAUUGCACUGCGCUAUGUAACCUUGCGAUAAGGUUGAAGGCUUUAUAAUGCACCAGCCGGUGGAGUAAAAGGAAAAAAAAAAUAAAAAUCGCAAACCCAUCCCCCUGAUGAAACUAUACAACAACUUCUCUCCCCCAGAAUUACUCUAAAUAAUAAUCACCAAAAGAUUAGCAAACAAGUACAACCAACUAAUUAAGCAUAAUGUCCUGUCAAAUUAAAGGAAUAGCAAACAUAUCAAAUGUAAAUAGUGUUAGAAGAUUGCUUUAUGGCGAUGCUGUUAGCAAAUUCGAGUAUCUACCAAACGAUGAAUUGCCUCUUCAAGACUGUAUUAUAUCGCUAUCAUCGGUUGGAGAUGUACUUACAAUGGCUUGGAAUACAAAGAUGAUUAUAUUUGUUUCAAGGUGGGACUCUCAAGAAUUAGACGAGAUAAAAAAUAAGUUUCAUGUAACAUGGCACGGAGAAGUGACAAAAGACGCAAAUGAAUGGGUAACAUCGGUGAUCUGCUUACCUUUAAUGUCCUUGGGAAAGGCUACUGGUCCAGAUUGGACCUGUAUAGCUGUUGGAUAUAACACAGGUUUUGUCCGAUUCUAUACGGAAACAGGUGCUUUACUCUUAGCAGAGCAAAUUCAUAACGAAUCGGUUCUAGGAAUAAAGUGCCAAUCGUUUUGCUUACCCAAACACGCUGGGGAUGCUGGCUCUAGCGAAGAAGUUUAUAUUUUAUAUAACAGUGGCGUUUGUAUAUUACAAGGAUUUCCAUUAUUUUCUACUUUACGUGCUUGUAGAAAUCAUUUGGCUAAAGUUCAAGCGAAUUGCAAUGAUUUGCCACCAGUUACAAAUUUGUCAUAUAAAAAAUGGGCGUUCAAAAGUCAAGAUAUUGCAAACGAUUUAGAAGUGAUUGGUACGACGUCAAUAAAUAGCUUUGAUCAUUUAAUGACAGCUUCGAUAUGUGGUGGAUAUAACGCAACAUACAGAUCGAGUGCGCCGCAACACAAUUUGGUUCUUGCGACAGGGAAACGACCGUUUGUAGGAUUUCAUUAUGCACUGGAAGGUGGUAAUGCACCAGUCCUGUCGGAUGUUGCCAUUGCUAUGGCUAGUAAAUUGGCUAAUGCUAUCGGUACUGCUGUACCGUGGUUUCGUGGAAAUUCCAAGAAUGCAACAUCUGAAGCAUCAAAGGGUAUUGGUCAUGGAUCCAUAGAAACAAUGACGUGUCGAUUUGGUUUAAGCGAUAUUAUGAGAGAAGGUCAUUGCAUCGUUUGUAGUCCGAAUAAAAUGUUUUCGAUAAUAUCAGACGCUAUGGGUAGAGUGAUUCUCGUAAAUAAUAAAAAAGGUAUAGCUGUGAGGAUGUGGAAAGGUUAUCGUGAUGCUCAGUGUGGUUGGAUUGAAGUUACCGAAGAUAGAGAUCGUGGAAUACGUAGGAAUAUUGACAAAUCUGGACGCAAAGCUUUAUUGCGCACUGCUCUGUUUUUAGUUAUUUAUGCACCAAAAAAGGGUGUAAUAGAUAUUUGGAGUAUACAACACGGUCCAAAAAUCACUACUUUCACUGCUAGCAAAAAUGGACGAUUGCUGUACAUUAAUUAUGGUUUUCUGGGGGCGAAUGAUAGUGCCAUUUUGUCGAAGAAUAAAGCGCAAUACUCGUGUUUGUUUAUUGAUCCACUUGGAGGAUUAAAAGAGAUUUGUGUUCCAUUUCAUUUUGCGCUUAAUAGCAAAAACGGAAAACGGGCACGCGACAUACAUCUACUCAGGAAACUGAGAACGUUUUUAAGAGAAGAGGAUUUUAAUGAGGAGAAGUUAAUUUCCGAAGUUAAUAAUACUUGUUUGGGUUUAGAAACGAAUGAAGUUCGGAUACAAGCGAUAGAAGUUUUAAUGAACAGCAAGCAUAUUUUACCAGACGCUUUGCUCGCUGCGACGAAUUGUUUUAUAGUAAAAUCAGAAGACGAAGAAAAGAAAGGAGGAAUAAAAGGAGGAGAAGAAAAAGAAGAAGAAGAAGAAGAAGAAUUGGAUCCUCCCGCCAAGAUGCUUCGUCAAUUGAUAAUGCAGUUGCAACGAAUAAUUACAUUUUAUAAAUAUGUCAAGUCUCAACUUGAUGUAUCAUCCGAAUGCGAUAUGGUUACAAUGGUUGAUAACACAACGAGUGCUAAAAAUUUAUCUUCCAUAUUAUUAACCUCCGAACGAGAAGUAAAUCGUGUUAUCAAAUUGGCUAAAAUAUUAAAUAACUUGAUAGAUGGUAACAUUUCGACAGAAGUUAAAGUCAAAUUUAAGGAUGAAAAUGUGUUUUUUGACUUUUUAUCAUGCUUUGAAUUGGGCACAUCGAAAUUGAUUGGGUUACGAAAAGGUAUAAAAGAAGAAAAUGUACACAAAAUCUCACGAUUGAUAUAUCAGGGACGAAUGUAUUCCGACGAUAUCAAAGAGAGAUGGCAGCAAGCGGCUAAAGAUAGUAACAUUCAACCGUUUAUUUUCAUGCGACUGGCAUUAAUAUAUUGGACGUACAAGGAAGAGGCUACGUUUUCAGAAAUUAAAUUAAAACGCUUUACGCAAUUGCUGCAUGCUAUAUGUUUAUUAACCGAUGUGGAAGAAAUAUGUGUUGAAUAUAACGAAGUUUCCUUAUGGUGGAAAAAUGUUCGCACUAUUCUGCUAGAAUCUACAAAACCUUUCAACGCGUUUACCGCUGCGUUAGCAUGUAGAGCGACUGCUAUGACUCUAGAAAAGUGUAAAGAAAAAAUGCAAAAUCAGAAGCGGUUGGGGAGUAAUGGAAAUGAAGAGGAAGGCGUUAAAAAUGGAAAUAAUGUAACUGGAUCAAAUGAAAUGCAAAGUAAAACAAAUGAUGUCACACCGGACGAUGAAACGUACAGUUCGAUUAGCGAAUGGGAAAAUGUCAGCAAUGAUACCUGUCAGUUCACCCUGUUGAUCGGAAAUCUUGAAGAUAUUACUAUUUUGAAUGCUGUUAUUAGCCAGCGAGUUGUAUCAGAUGAGACAGCACGAUUCUUUGCUCUACCAUUUACGAGAAACGACAUUUCUUUAGCAUCGAUCCUCUCCGCAGGAAGAGGUUCAGUGUCUGAACUGGUUGCAAAAUGGCUCAGCACAACGGGUAUCGAUCCAGCGCGAUUAAUUGACAUGACCGACGUAGAAUUCGAUCAGUUGCAAUUAUCAGUAGAUUCUUUACAUUUAACCGAAACGCUGAAUGAGGCGACUGGUGUCCAAGUACCUCAAGAGGAACGAACAAACCUUCUUUCUUUAUCGAUAGAAAUUGGGGACGAAGCAAAAAUUAACAUGACUACGGAGGCAUGCGUUUUAGACAAUAUGCUUCUACUCAAACGCCAUUUCCCAUACAGUUUAACGAGCAGCGUUUUAUUGGCCAAUUUAUGCUGGGAGUUUGCCAUGUCGUGGGAUAAAGAUGUGAGCCAGCUGGAUUCGCUCGCAGCUGCCUUGACUGUUUUGCGACAAAUACCAAUGAAGAAUUUGAGGCACGGCGUCUGCUGUCUGUUGUGGACGCUUCAUAUAAAAAAGAGAAUAGAAGCGGCAGCAAAAUUAAUGAAUAAACUUGGAAAAUUGCCAAAGGAGAGAUUAUGUAUGCAAGACAUCGGUUUAUCUGACAUUCAAGUAACAACGUUUUUACAACACUGUGUUGCUUUUUUGGAUAUAUUUAUCGAUACUGAGAUACUUGAACGAGGAGAUAGUGCAGUAAUAAAGUCGGAAGAAUUGUGGGACGGACACUUCGGUGGACCACAACCGUUUGCCGCACUAGCUAUCUCCCAAACUCCAGCUUGGUACGACUUAAUUUUGCUACACGUACAAGUGGCUAAUGUCCUAUACAUGAUGGCAUGCCUCAAUUUAAAAAUGCUGAAACCAUUAAAUAAUUUGUUCGAAUCCGUGGUACAGCCUUAUCUUUUUCAAGACAUAACGGACAAAGCGAUGCUCACAUGGUACCGAGACGACAAGAGGGAUAAUAUACGUACAGAAUUUUUAUGUAGAGUAAUUACAGCAUCGAUGGAAUUUAUUCAUCGAGAAACCACUGACGGUGUAACGGUUAGUUCGACACAGGCUAUCUCAUGGAUGAACAAGUGUCAAACAUUAGCAUCUAUCUGGAAAAUUAAUAAUGACGAAUUGAGAAUACAUCAAGCCUGUCAGCUGUACAUAAACGGUUUUGAUCGUUUAGCGGAAGAGGUAACUAUAGCAGUAACCGAUAUUGAACGCUUAGCUGCAAACUUAUUGCCUAUAGCUGGAAGAAGAAUGAUGGCGUAUCUCUCAAAAACACCUAAUCUUCUGGAAGAAAUGUCCCGAUUGAGUCCAGCGCUUACAAGAUACUUGGAAAGCCUGAAUUUGCCUGAAAUAAUCUGUACAAAUUGUUUGAAUGCCGACACUGUGGAAUUGAUUCGACGAGUAUCUGUGCAUUUACCUAAAACUCACUGUGAUUAUCACAUUAUGCUGUUAAUGUUAGACGCAACAUUUAUUUAUAAAGAUAACAACUAAUUUUGAAUUUUGUAAACUAUGUCCUGUGAUAUUAUAGAGUAGAAAAAUUGAGAAUAGAAGAAUUUUAUUACACACACACACACGCACACACACACACACACACACACGCACGCACACACACACACACACAAUGAAACAUGAAUAGACUUGAAACCAUUGUCUUCUAUCGAUGGAAAGACAAUAAACAUUCACGCGUAAUAAUAUAAAUGAAAGUAUUAAAAGGUGGUAAUCAAACUGCAUCUGAAUUGCUACAUAUUUUUUGGUGUAUUAAUAAACAAUUUAAUUAUAAAUAGAAUUACGAGCGCGAUUUCGAUCUAAAAAAUAAUUAUAUUAAUGCUUGAUGUCUGCUUGAUAUGAGCUGUACUCUAUUUCAAUAAGUGAUUGCGUAUCUAUAUAUAAUACCUUAUGCUAGCAUGCUAUUAUAUCACAGGACAUUAAUUCAUAAUGUAUUUUGCAUCUUUACGUCUGGCUGAAUAAAUAUGUACAAGUGGGCACGACAUGAUUUCUUAUGAAAAAAUAAGGAAAAGAUAUAGAAUAAAUUUUUUCGGCUUAGUUUUCGAAAAAUUGAGUUUGAAAAUCCGCUGCCUACGCAUGCUGUUACAAAUAAGGUACGGUUCAUCGAGUAUAACGCGCAUCAUGUUUAUAAACAAUGUCUACACGACAUUUGAAAGCUACUGAGUUCAAACACAAAGAAAAUUUUUAAUGAGCAAAAUUUUAUUUCAUUAAUUACAGAAUUGCUGUUGCAACUUGGCUGCUGUGGCAGCCGUCACUUGACGAAUAUUAGCUGUAACAGCAUGUGUACACAGUGGAUUUUCAAACUCAAUUUUCUCGAAAAUUUAAGUCGAAAAUUUAAAAAAUUUAUUCUAUGUUUUUUCUUAUUUUUUUCACGUCUAAGAAAUCACGUCGUAUCCGCUUGUACAUAUUAUUGGCCUGGACCUUGUAUAUGUGUCAUUCCACGUCAACUCAAUCAUCCUCUUGUCUAAAAUUGUACUCAAUGAAUUGUAACUUGUAGGGUACCAAAAUUUAGGUUGAAACUUCUAAUUUUCGAUUCCAUGUAAUGAUUUAAAAAAAUAUCAAAUAAUAAUCUUGAUUUUAUCAAUGAAAUAAAAGAAUUUUUUAAUUUCCUUAUUCAAAUCUCUUCUAUUUCUUGCAAAUGAAGUAUAAUAGUCAAUUUAAUGCAAUUUUGUAUAUUAAAUCCGAAUCUGAAUUUAAAAAAUAACCGUUAAUACUUAAAUAAAAAAAAACAAUAAAAAUGACCAGAAUUGCCGCUUUUGAUCAUAAUUGCAUUCUUUUUCCAAAUAAACAUUUAAUUUUUAUUUGUAUCUACUGAAAAAUGAAAAUAUUAUUUUUAAGAAUGCUUUUUCUUACCUUAUUUUUUUUUCUUUAUUUCUAUAAAAGUAUAAAAUUACCCAAUUAUUAUUUUUCAACACCAAUUUUGGCCAAGUUUUUUGGCCAAUCCAUAUAAUAAUAUUUUUUAAUUCGGAUUCAGUAUGCAAAAUUACAUUAAAAAUAACUACAGUACUUCAUUUGCAAGAAAUAGUGGAGAUUUGAAUAAGGAAAUAAUUUUAAACAAAUUCGUUUUCUAUUUGAUUGACGAAAUCAAAGUUAUUUUUCAAAAUCUAUACAUGGCAUCGAAAAAUUUUUACCUAAAUUUUAGUAUCCUAUAAGUUAUAAUUUGUUGAGUACAAUUUUAGAAGGGGAGGUGGCAGAGUUGACGUAGAAUGAUCUCUAUAUGUAUCUACAUAUAUAUAAAAUUUUUUUAAGAAUCUAUAUAAAGUCAUUAAGUUUAAAUUAUAAAUGUUGUAAUUACAUCUAUUGUAAUUAUCAAAUGUAUAUUUCUUUCGGAUAUAUACCCUUGUAAAUAAUCGUCUUUUAACAAUUUUUAGAGGGGUUCUAUAAUUUAUUGAAAAUACAUAAAAUAUUGUGUUUCAAUCGAAUCGUACGUAAACUGUCGAAAUAAAAUAAAAUACUGAUGCAUACAA
Molecule: messenger RNA, 6808 nt
Organism: Wasmannia auropunctata (little fire ant)
Lineage: Eukaryota; Metazoa; Arthropoda; Insecta; Hymenoptera; Formicidae
Gene: Rab3-GAP
Product: rab3 GTPase-activating protein non-catalytic subunit
Exons: 20
Coding region: 561-4826 (1421 amino acids)
Biological process (GO): regulation of GTPase activity
Source: RefSeq, a predicted model, not a curated record